AUGAAGGCUUCCGUUGUUUCCGCAAUCCUCUUGGCAUGCUGUACACUUUCUUCCGCGGCUAUAAUACCGGGAGAAAGAAGAUAUCGGUCAAGAAAGGAAGGAAAUGCAAAGCACAUCAAGCAAUCUUCUAAUACCGGACUUCGUAUGUAUGACAGCGAGAGCACAGAAAACGAGUUGUCUGGUUCAAUCUCAGAUGUUUUGAUACACUCUGAAGAAAACAACCAAAACCAAAAUACCAUCUCAAAAUUAAGAAAGAGAGCAGCAGACUCUCCUCUCGAAUCGUUCUUGCUCAGUAUUUCCAUGAUUGCUGUGAGCGAGAUCGGAGAUAAGACAUUUCUUGUUGCCACUAUUAUGGCCAUGAGAUAUCCCAGGGCACUUGUGUUUUCAUCAUCUUUUGCAGCUUUGGGCUUGAUGACGGCUCUAUCCGGACUUUUGGGUCACACACUCCCAACUUUGUUGUCUACCAGGGUGACGAGAUUCUUGGCAGCAUUUCUUUUCCUCGUGUUUGGAACAAAAUUGUUGCGUGAAUGCCUUGCAACAAGCAAAGGUCAAGGUGUUGAAAACGAGAUGAACGAGGUCGAGGAAGAGAUCUCGGCUAAGGCUAUCAACACAAGAUCCGAGAAAACUGAAGGUGGGUCAAAGUUGGAGAAGAUAAGUGAGAACUCUGGGAGUAAACUUUCCAGGUUUGGAAAGAAAGCAUUGAAGCUUUGCCAUAAUUUCUUCUCACCAACUUGGAUCGAAAUCUUCGUCAUGACUUUCUUGGGAGAGUGGGGUGACAGAUCCCAGAUUGCUACCAUUGCAUUGGCUGCUGGUUCCGACUACUUCAUGGUGAUAAUAGGAGGAAUUCUUGGCCAUGCUGCUUGCUCUGGAAUUGCUGUUGUGGGUGGAAAGUAUCUUGCCUCAAAGAUAUCUGUCAGAACCAUUCUUAUGGGCGGUACCAUCGCAUUCUACAUCUUCUCUUUGACCUACUUUUACUCGGCAUACUAUUUCAACGAGGAGGCCGAAGUCGAGUCUGCCAAAAAAAUGAUCGGUGAAGAAUAG
Molecule: messenger RNA, 1041 nt
Organism: Brettanomyces bruxellensis
Lineage: Eukaryota; Fungi; Ascomycota; Pichiomycetes; Pichiales; Pichiaceae
Exons: 1
Coding region: 1-1041 (346 amino acids)
Biological process (GO): Golgi calcium ion transport; calcium ion transmembrane transport; Golgi calcium ion homeostasis
Cellular component (GO): Golgi apparatus; fungal-type vacuole membrane
Molecular function (GO): calcium ion transmembrane transporter activity; manganese ion transmembrane transporter activity
Source: RefSeq, a predicted model, not a curated record